This is a messenger RNA of Phragmites australis (common reed), 1857 nucleotides long. Its product is annotated as BAG family molecular chaperone regulator 3-like. Lineage: Eukaryota; Viridiplantae; Streptophyta; Magnoliopsida; Poales; Poaceae. The coding region runs from base 431 to 1429 and encodes 332 amino acids. The record is from RefSeq and is a predicted model, not a curated record. Gene Ontology annotation, biological process: protein stabilization. The transcript is spliced from 4 exons. Gene Ontology annotation, cellular component: cytoplasm. Gene Ontology annotation, molecular function: adenyl-nucleotide exchange factor activity; protein-folding chaperone binding.
UGCAAUGUACCUUUCCUUUUUUUUCUUCUACAGUUGCAUCAAAUUUGUUCUAGAAAAUAAAAACAGUUGCAUAGAACCAAGUUGCCAUGAGUGAAUAAGAUUAUAAUUAUAAAAUGGUCUGCAAUUUUAAAUCCUCUUCCCUUUGGAGUUGAUAGAUAAUGUAUUCGCCAUGCGGCCAGUGAUCGCUAUUCUAUUUGGCGUAUAUAUUCCCCUCGUCCAUGCGCUUCUUCCCUCAUCAACCUCGCUCGCUGCCAUUAUUUGCUUCUCCUCCUCUUCUUCGUUGUCCAUCCAUCCGUUUGCUGAUACUUCUCUUCUCCGAUUCCCACUGCCUUAAUAUUCUAUAUCCCAGAAGCUCUGCGCUUUGCUUCCUUCCCGCCAUUGUCGUUGCCUCAAAGGUCCGAGCUCUACAGCUAGCUGCAAAGAAAGCAGGAUGUUGGGAGCGAGCCCCAAGGCCAAGAAAGGCGCGUCGGUGAAGCUGGGGUCGAUGAAGAACACUCCGGUGGCAGCCGCGGGCGCCGGUGCGCUGGCGGGAGCGAAGGUGCCGGCGGAGGAGGUCUGGGAGGUGCGGCCCGGCGGGAUGCUGGUGCAGAAGAGGGGCGGCGCGCUGUCCGACGACGAGCCGUCGGCCAACGUGAAGCCGGUGCCGACCAUCCGCGUCAAGGUGAAGCACGCCGGCAUCACGCACGAGAUCUACAUCAGCUCCGAGGCGUCCUUCGGGGAGCUGAAGAAGAUGGUGGCGGCGCGAACGGGGCUGCACCCGGACGACCAGAAGGUGCUCUACAAGGACAAGGAACGAGACUCCAAGGCGUUCCUGGACAUGGCCGGCGUCAAGGAUCGCUCCAAGCUCGUCGUCGUCGAGGACCCCGAGGCCCGCGCGCGCCGCCUCAUCGAGGAGCGCCGCAACGGCCACCUCGAGAAGGCCGCCAAGGCCGUUUCCGCGGUCACCGCCGAGGUGGACAAGGUCGCCCCCAAGGUGGCGGCGCUGGACGCGUCGGUGCGGAAGGGGGAGAAGGUGGCUGAGAGCGACGUGGUGCAGGUGACGGAGCUGCUCAUGAACGAGCUGCUCAAGCUCGACGCGGUGGUCGCCGACGGCGACGUCAAGGCCCAGAGGCGGAUGCAGGUGAAGCGCGUGCAGAAGUACGUGGAGACGCUCGACGCGGUGAUGGUCAAGAACGCCGCCAUCGCCCGCAAAUCCACCGAGAAGGUCGCCAAGCAGCAGCAGCAGCAGCCGCCUCAGCCGAGGCAGCAACCCAGACAGCAGCAGUCUCAGCACCAGCAGCAGCCGGCGGCCGCGCAGACGCGCUGGGAGAUGUUCGACCUGCUGUCGUCGCUGCCGUCGACGUCGUCGGCCUCCUCCACGACCACCGUCUGCUCCAAGGCGUCCUCCGGCGCGCCGCCGGCGAACCGGCUCGACUGGAUGCUGUUCUGAGGAGGACCCCGUCACCGAUCACCAGCGCGAAAGGUUAAAGGCAAAAGGCGAAUGCAAUGCUUGUGUGCCAAGAAUUGCACCCCGUGCCCGGCAAAAUCUGAUAGGAUGUGGGAGAGUGUCCUGAUGAGAUGAUGAUUGUGCUAGCUAUCUGCUUGCGGCUGCUUAUUACUUUGGUAAUUGGCCACACAUUGCAUGGUACCAUUUCCAGUACAUCAUGUCAGAGUUUUUUUUUUUCUUCUUCUUUUCUUUUUUCUUCUUCUUCUUGUUCAUCUUCAAAUGUUUGAAAUUCUUUUGUGUGCAUAUUAUUCAGAGAGAGAAAGAGAGAGGAUUAGGGCAAGUCAAGUGUAUUCAGAUUGGGAAUAAGUGGAAAGGAUUGUUGAUCUCCACCCAUGUCUACUACAUACAUACACAUAGUCAUCACAUACCAA